Messenger RNA from Darwinula stevensoni, 821 nucleotides. The record is from the annotation of a GenBank genome assembly. NCBI's taxonomy places the organism in Eukaryota, Metazoa, Arthropoda, Ostracoda, Podocopida, Darwinulidae.
AAAAUUUAUACCAGCCUUGGUUUUCAGUUGCUAGGAAAAAGCCUACAGCCAACAACUGUGAAAAUCUACUCUGAUCCAGAUAAUUCAGUCAGGACGAGCAAAAUAAUGUCUGAGGAACAUCCAGAAAUGAGCAAUGCUCCUGAUGAUGAAAGGGAACCUCCAGAAGGUUCCAGUGAUGGGGAUGAACCCUCAAAGGGACCAACAUCAGACCCUCCUCAGCAAAAAUUCUUCGACUCUGGAGAUUAUCAGAUGUACAAGCAGCAGGGGAAGUUGGGAUUCAACAAGCUACGUGGAGCAGGCCUGAACCAAACUAUGGCACAGCCCACAGGGGAGGCCAUCCCAACUCCCGAGACUGUACCUGCCCGCAAGGCCUCCAUCAUCCAGCACACAAAGUUUAAUCCAGUCACCUCAACAUGAGCAUGUCAUCUUUUGUGAUGUCGAAGGACCUUCUCUAUCUCCCGUUUCUGCAAUUGAUGGACUUUUUCUUUGGAUGAUCCCAAUCAUUGUAGAUAUGGCCGUUUGGGCAGUCCUGUUUGUUUCAUCGUGAUGUGUUCCACGAAUCCAUUCUUUAUGAUUGUCAAUGUCUGAUAGGUUUGACUUGGUAGCUCUGGUUUCAUUUACAUGUACCUUGUAUUGUAGGAUGGAUUUUCAAAGCCUGAGUGGGCAGUAUAGACAUGCCUAUCGAGUGUCCUGUGGAGUGUAUAUCUCUCAUUUUGGGCUUUGGAAUUUGGUGGUAGACUUAGAUGUAUUUCUUCACUAGCUAGGCUUCAUUCAAAAAAUGUUUUACAACUGCAGUUUUGUAACUACCUUUGUAACAGCUG